Aphidius gifuensis is the source of this 1164-nucleotide messenger RNA. Its product is annotated as probable G-protein coupled receptor Mth-like 1. Gene Ontology annotation, cellular component: membrane. The coding region runs from base 1 to 1164 and encodes 387 amino acids. The record is from RefSeq and is a predicted model, not a curated record. Gene Ontology annotation, molecular function: transmembrane signaling receptor activity. Gene Ontology annotation, biological process: cell surface receptor signaling pathway. The transcript has 2 exons. NCBI's taxonomy places the organism in Eukaryota, Metazoa, Arthropoda, Insecta, Hymenoptera, Braconidae.
AUGAUAAAUCCUUUAGUUGGAAAAAAUUUGUAUCAAGAUUUGUAUCACAUGCAAAUUCCAAAAAAGUGUUGUUCAUAUAAUCACAUAUUUAAUGAUGAUUUAAUAUGUAUUAAAAAAUUAUCAACAAGUGAACCAUAUUUAAAUACAUUAAAUAAAACAGAAAGUGCAUCACAGUGUCUUCAUAAUCAAUCAAUGAUAUUUAUUGAAAAAUAUGAAACAACAAGUACUGAUUAUUUAAAAUUUUAUGUACCUGAUGAUGUUUGUAUUGAGGAGACAUUAAAUGGUACAAUAUUUAUUGCAAAGUGUCGUCGUCAAUAUUCAACAAUACUUGGACUGGGUUCAGUUGUAUUUUGGGGUGCAAAAACCUAUAUGUCUACAAAUUUAAUGCAUGUCAUUUUGGGAAUUUUUGUUAUUCUUGUUUAUUUACCUGUACCAGAACUUGGACGUGGUAUUCAUAGUCGUGCUGUUGUUCAACAUAAUAUUUGUCAUAUGAUGCAAGGCAUUGUGUUACAAUUUUUAAGUAGCUGUGAAUUAAAUGACUGUCAUGUAAAUGAUAAUUUAAUGAUUUUUUUGUGGUUGUGUCUUCAGUAUUUUACAAUUGCUACUGUAUUUUGGUUAAACAGUAUUUGUUUUGAUAUGACACUGGCAAUAACUAGAUUCAGAUGGAUGCCUGGAAGUCGAUACAAUCAUGAUGGACACAGUAGAAAAUUACUUAUAUAUGGUAUUUUUUCUUGGGGUGGUCCAUUGAUACCUGUUGUGAUUGCUGGUAUAUGUGAUUAUAAUCCAAAUAUUACAAAUGAAUUUUUUUUAAAACCAAAUUAUUUAAAUUUUCGUAAUGGACCAAGUUUAAUUGUAAAUAUGUAUUUUUUUCUUCUUCCAAUGAUAACGUUGUUAUUGAAUAAUAUAUUAUUCAUAUUUACAACUUAUAAAAUUAUUAAAAUUCAUAAUAGCACAAAAUUUAUCAUGAAAAAUCGUAAUAUUAUGCUGAAAAAAAAAUAUUUUCUUUUUCUCAAUCUUUAUAUGUUGAUGGGUGCACCAUGGUAUUUUGGAAUGUUAUUUGCAUGUUUAAAUAAAUUAUUUGUUCUUAAAAUAUGUCGAUUAUUACAGCCAAUUGUAUGGCUCAUUAUUAAAAAAAUUGAUAAAGCCAAUCUUCCAUGUGAUUGA